CUGCAGCAGCUUCUCGAAGAACAUAAGAAGAGUCUGAGGAGGAAAUGUGAACGUGUGACUGAAGGAAGUGAUGAAGCAGGAGGAGGAAGCCUCCUCAACAGGAUCUACACUGAGCUCCACAUCACAGAGGAACACAGUGAGGAGCUUCAGAGGGAACCUGAGCUGAAGCUUCUGGAGACAGCUUCCAGGAAGAAGAGCCUCUGUCACUCUGCCAUCAGGGUUCAGGACAUCUUCAAAGCCUCGGCCCAGCAGCUCAGACACAUCCGAGUGGUUCUGACCAGCGGCGUGGCCGGCAGUGGAAAAACCUUCUCGGUGCACAAGUUCAGUCUGGACUGGGCCGAGGGCCUGGAGAACCAGGAUGUGGGGGUGCUGGUGGUGCUCUCCUUCAGGGAGCUGAACCUGCUGGGAGAGCGGCCGUACAGCCUCCUCUCGCUGCUGGCUGUUUUCCAUCCCACACUCCAGAAGCUGACGGCAGAGGAGCUGGCUGUCUGCAAGCUGCUCUUCGUCUUGGACGGCCUGGAUGAAAGCAGACUUUCUCUGGACUUCAGCAGCAGCCGGCGGCUGCUUGACGUCUCCCAGCAGUCUCCAGUCGGCGUGCUGCUCACUAACCUCAUCCGGGGGGAUCUGCUGCCCUCGGCUCGGGUCUGGAUCACUUCCCGACCGGCGGCGGCCCAUCAGAUCCCUCCAACAUGUGUGGACAGACUGACAGAAGUGCGAGGCUUCACUGACGCCCAGAAGGAGGAGUACUUCAGGAGGAGGCUGAGUGAUGAGGAGCUGAGCAGCAGAAUCAUCUCCCACAUCCAGACCUCCAGGAGCCUCCACAUCAUGUGUGGAAUCCCAGUCUUCUGCUGGAUCACUGCUACAGUUCUGGAGCACAUGUUGAGCAGCGAGCAGAGAGGAGAGCUGCCCCAGACCCUGACUGACAUGUACUCCCACUUUGUGCUGGUUCAGACACACAGGAAGAAGCUCAAGUACCAUGAAGGACCUGAGACGGGUCCACAGGAGCUGACGGAGGCUGACAGGGAGCUUCUUCUGAAGCUGGGCAGGAUGGCCUUGGAACAUCUGGACAAAGGAAACAUCCUGUUCUACCAAGAAGACCUGGAGCAGUGUGGUCUGGAUGUGACUGAGGUCUCGCUGUACUCUGGAAUCUGUACUCAGAUCUUCAGAAGAGAGUGUGUGAUCUUCCAGAAAGCCGUCUACAGCUUCGUCCAUCUGAGUGUUCAGGAGUUUCUGGCUGCAGUCUUCAUGUUCCACUGUCUCACCAGCAAGAAGACAGACCAGCUGAAGACCUUCUUCAGAGAGGAUCAUGCUUUCAGAUCUCUUGAUGAUUUGCUGGUGGUCAGCCUGCUGAAAUCCCUCAGGAGUCAGAACGGCCACCUGGACCUGUUUGUCCGCUUCCUUCAUGGCCUCUCUCUGGAAUCCAACCACAGACUCUUUGAAGGUCUGCUGGGUCAGACAGAAAUCAGUCCAGAAACGAUCCAGAGAAUCAUUGAGAACUUGAAAAAGAUCAACAGUGGAGAAGUGUCUCCUGACAGAAGCAUCAACAUCUUCCACUGUCUGACGGAGCUGAAAGACCUCUCAGUACAUCAGGAGAUCCAAGAGUUCCUGAAGUCAGAGAACAGAUCUGAGAAGAGACUCUCUGAGAUCCACUGCUCAGCUCUGGCCUACAUGCUGCAGAUGUCAGACCAGGUCCUGGAGGAGUUGGACCUGAGGAAUUACAACACAUCAUGGGAGGGACUAUUGAGACUGAUCCCAGCUGUGAAGAACUGCAGGAAGGCUGAUCUUUCUGGCUGUGAACUCUCUGAUCCUCACUGUGAAGUGGUCUCCUCAGCUCUGAAGUCUGACCCCUCCCAUCUGAAACAUCUGAACCUGAGUCGCAACGACCUGGAGGAUUCAUCAGUGGAGAUUCUGUGUUCUGGACUGGAGAGUCCAAACUGUAAACUGGAGACUCUGAGGUUGAUGGGCUGCAGGUUGUCAGAGAUCAGCUGUUCUUCUGUGGCCUCAGCUAUGAAGUCCAACCCCUCCCUCCAGAAACAUCUGGAACAUCUGGACCUGAGCUGGAACGAUGAUCUUCAUGAUUCAGCAGUUGAGCAGCUGUGUGGUUUUCUGCAGAGUCCACUCUGCCGUCUGAAGACUCUGAGGUUGAGGGACUGCAGGUUGUCAGAGAUCAGCUGUUAUUCUCUGGCCUCAGCUCUGAAGUCCAACCCCUCCCUCCAGAAACAUCUGGAACGUCUGGACCUGAGUGGGUGCAAUCUUCGUGAUCUCGGAGUUGAGCAGCUGUGUGGUUUUCUGCAGAGUCCACUCUGCCGUCUGAAGACUCUGAGGCUGGAGAACUGCAGUUUGUCAGAGAUCAGCUGUUCUUCUCUGGCCUCAGCUCUGAAGUCCAACCCCUCCCUCCAGAAACAUCUGGAACAUCUGGACCUGAGCUGGAACUAUGAUCUUCAGGAUUCUGGAGUUUCUCAGCUGUGUGGUUUUCUGCAGAGUCCACUCUGCCGUCUGAAGACUCUGAGGUUGGCUGAAUGCAGGUUGUCAGAGAUCAGCUGUUCUUCUCUGGCCUCAGCUCUGAAGUCCAACCCCUCCCACCUGAAGGAGCUCGACCUGCGUUCCAACGGGCUGCAGGCUCCAGAUGUGCAGCAGCUGGUUGAUCUUCAGCAGAGUCCAGACUGCAGCCUGCAGACUCUGAGGUGCGAGGAAGACAUCGAGUACGACGAUGAGGAUGACUAUCAGGAUUACUCUGAGGACGACUAUAAGGAUGACUCUGAGGACGACUGAGAGCAGAGCUUCAUCCAGAGGACCUAGCAGAAGCUCUGAGUGUCAGUGGUGUAGUGUGAAGAGCUGUGAGAGUCCAGCAUCGAACCAGGGUUCCUCAGGAUGUGACAAAGAUUAAUCGCUGUGUGUCCUCCUCCUCCUCCUCCUCCUCCCUGUUUGAGACAUUCCUCUUUCUAAUCAAUCUGAUCAUCUUGUGGGCUCUAAAGAACUGAUGUGGGCUAAAAAUGUAAAAUCAGUUUGUAAACUGAAGUCUGUCAGGAAAUUCCUUGUUAUCAGUCUUUUCAUGUGAUCUGUAAUCCAUUUCUCUCUGAGCUCAGUCAAUACUGAACAGUUUUCAGUAGCUUAAAUGAAAGUGAGCAGAAAGAAGAAUGAACUAAUCUUCUCUGCUCCUUCAUCUCAUGUCAUCAUAUUCUGUCAAUAUUGAAAACCAGCAGCAAACAACAGAAACCCCAGAGGAGAACCAGCAGACAACUCCCAGACAGCAGCAGAGUGAGCGGCCUGCAGCCUCUCUGGCUCUUCACACUGCUGCUUCAUAUCAGAUCCUCUUUGUGCUUCUUUGUGUUUUGAUGGUGACUCGGAUCUAAAACAUAGUGAAUGUGGUGUGUGAGUUACAUUCUUCUGAUUCUAGAUCUAGAUUGUUCCAUAACUGGACUCCUUGUACUGAACUGCAACGUUCCCUCACUGUGGUUCAACAUUUAGUGAAGUGAAGUUUGGUGAAGAGCCUGUUCCUUCAAGUUGUAGUUACUUUCUCUUUUUUUAAAUCUGCUCUGAAUAUCUAUGGCUGAAGUGUUCUUUGUACUUUAUACAUAAUUUGCAGAAUAUUAAAAUCCACCAUGUCAUGAAAUUUCAACGAUUUUAACUAAAACAACAAUAUUCGUAAUUCAAGAAACUUGCUUAAAACAAUCAAUAAUUCAAGUGAUUUCAAUAGAAAGACAAAACCGCAACAUUAACCCCCCCCCCCCCUUUUUUUUUUCUUAUUCUGCUGAAAAAGGAGUGGGAAGAAGAAAACUUAUUUAAUCCCAGUCCAAAGUCCUCAUCAGUCACUUGAUGGUGAAUUUUCAAACGCUUCCUGUCAUCAAGUCAAAGACAGCGAGAACCAGAGAGUAACGGGCUCAACAGCAAGUGUUGAAUAAUGCACCUCGAUGCCCGCGUUAUUCAGGACUCGCCGCCCACAAAGGAGAUAAAUGACGUGACUAUAGCUGACGUUGGAAUCACGAACGCCGUGUGGCCUUCCACACCUCAACAUGAGAGAACCAUAUCAUGAAGCUCCAAAUAGAGUCCCUUGAGAGAAGAGUGGAGCAAUAUCGAACUGCUCUUCAACGUUUCCGCCCCCACAGGAAGCAGUUCCCACUGGACCUAACAAUACCCCAAGCCAUACUGAGUGGUGCACCACUGCUUGUGUCCCUCUGUUUGGUCGUUACAGUCACACGGUUAGUAUUAAUCAUUUAUUAGUGUGUGAACCACGUUAUUAAUCUUUUUGAGUGAAUACUUUUAGUAUAUUCAUACGUGUGUGCUGAAACCAAGUGAAACUAAUAUUUGUGACUCCGGAAGGGCAAACAGGUUUUUAAAGAAAUGAGAGAACAUUGUGGAAACGCUGUGGAGCUGUCAGGCAGCUGUCAGGCCACUUUCUUUGGCGUCUUACUGGAACCUGUCAGGAUCAAUUGGAAAUCAGAUCGUUGUAUCUUCAUGGGACUCAAAUAAAUCACGCUUUACUGAAAA
Molecule: messenger RNA, 4488 nt
Organism: Salarias fasciatus (jewelled blenny)
Lineage: Eukaryota; Metazoa; Chordata; Actinopteri; Blenniiformes; Blenniidae
Product: NACHT, LRR and PYD domains-containing protein 12-like
Exons: 7
Molecular function (GO): protein binding
Source: RefSeq, a predicted model, not a curated record